CCAAAAUGGCGGUGUUGCGUCCUUUGCGACAGACAGGGCAGAAUUCUUGUUGAAUAUCUGAAAACAGCCUGUGUAUACGUUAUGAUUGUUGAAGAAACUAAUUGGAACGUGAUACAUCGACAUCUCUCUGCACCUAUUCAGCAAUUGGGUCCUGUGGAGCGUUGUGAUCUGUAGAAGGUGCUGUCAGGCAAAUGGCCGUAGCCCAGAAUGCUGCACACCUUACCAGAAUACCAAACAUGGAUCCCAACUAUGAGCGUCCAAGGUCUGGGUUGGCUCGAGGUGUGCACAUCACUCAGAUGGAGGAGUCUCGGACCAACCCGGAGCCGGUCAGUCUGGAGGAGUCCGACUAUCUCCUAGAGCAGUACCUGUCUCCAACAAAGCUGAACAUUGACAGUGCUAGUCAUGCAGGCCCACAUGCAGAAAUGUUAUCAGAGCGGCUCCUGACGGGCGUGGAGAACCUGGACGAGGUGCACUCUCUGGAGAUGAAGGUGGACACCACUGAGACCAGCCUGGGCAACUUUGGGGGACUGCUGCCCAACCUCCGCCAACUCAAGCUGUCUGACAGUGUCAUCUCAGGAAUCAGAGACAUUGGGUCAUCCCUACGAGGUCUGCGGGUCUUGUGGAUGUGUCGGUGUGGGUUGAGUGAGCUGGAUGGAGUAGCCUCUUUGACCAGUCUCAAGGAACUCUACCUCUCGUACAAUGAAAUAUCUGACAUCAGCCCCAUCAGCAUGAUCGACACGUUAGAGAUCCUGGACCUGGAAGGAAACUACAUUGAUGAUGUCAGUCAGAUCCAGUACCUAGCCAUGUGUCAGAGUCUGAAGAGUCUGUCCCUGGAGGGCAACCCUGUCUGUCUCAUGCCCCACCCAGAAUCACAGCAGACUGACUAUAACUACAGGGAGUAUGUGAAGAAAGUCUUGCCCAACCUACAAGUUCUGGACGAGGAGCCACUACUGGACGGGUCAGCCACAGAUCGUAAGCCCAACGCUUUUGAGGAUGACUGGGCAUACCUGGAGGAGUUGCAGAAAGAUGCCUUGUUGAUGGAGUCCCUGGUUGAUACAGUCAACAUCGGCACAGAGGCAGGUUCCCGUCCCGGUACAGCAGCACUACGCCCAGCUACAGCCUACCGGCCUGGCACAGCCCUCAGGAGACCGACCACAGCCUUCCGUCCAACAAGUGGUCACUCCCCAUCAGUUGCCAGCCGAACAGUGUCCUCAGCCCGUCCAGCGACCUCAGCCCGUCCAGCAACCUCAGCCCGUCCAGCCACCAGUGCAAGGCCAACGACCGCCAGACCAAGUUCUAGUGAUUCAGUGGAAGUGGAUGCAACAAGUGAUCUAACUCUGGGGAACGUCAUAUGUGGGAACCCUUCUCGAGCCCUUAAAAACAGGAGGAAAGUUCGGAGGUCAUCUGAGGAGGAGCUGGAGAAGGACAAGCAGAGGCUGAUAGCGGAGUCUGGUCACCACAUAGCGCUAGCGGAGUCUCGGACUACCUCCAUCUCUACAGGGGACAGUGAGCUGGAUCCAGAAGUUCGACAGGAGAUCUCAGAGUGGCGCAGUCACCACGAUAGACGUAUGGCAGAGCUGGAAAAGGAGAGAGCUCCCCAGGUUCUCGUGGUGGACCACAUGGAGCCAACAGAUGGGCUCUCGGACAGCUCACUCGCUGACAGUGACGAAGAUGACACUGCAGAUGGAGAUUUCGGGACACAUAUCGGAAGUGAGGACAGUGUAGUGUACUCACAACAUAAGUUUCGAGCUCCUAAUUUGGGGCUGAAGCAUGAUGAGUCAUUUGAAGCGGAAGAAGAGGAGGAAGUUGUUAUGAGGUCACAUCGGAGGUCCCCCAGCCCUAGUCUCAGGUUAAAGUCACGACGAAGCCAAAGUCCAGUACCAGCUGCCCUUAUGACAAACGGCAGACAACUGCCCACUCCACCCCUGUCAGGCAAGCUGGCAGCAAGGAAGAGUGAGAUGAGUGUAGUGACGACGGCCACAGGGUUACCUCCCCCUGUCAUACGAACACUAUCCAACCCUGGUGGAAGUCCGUCACCCCCGACCUCGGGGGGUAGUGUAGCGCGGCCAGGAAUCCCCCACCCCCGCAUACGGCGCCAGCUCCCCGAGGUUCCCAGUCUACCCUCAAGGCCACCAGUACCAAAGUCCUAGCAGGAACUAAACUAACCCACAGACAGACAAUCCCAGGAGGUGUGUGAUCCUAGAUAAAAGUGUGCAGUGAUUCGAGGAUUAGCACUUCAUCAGGCGUUGCUGGUGUAAUUGCCUCUGCCUCAGACCAGUGUUCAAAACUCAGGCAAAAUAUAAAUAGUGGUGAGGCAAACUUCAAAGGCAAAGUGAGAUGAAAAAGAGUGUCAGUACUGCUGAAUGUUCUCAGUUCAACGUUGUAGUGGGUUGUCCUGUGAACACUGCUGAGAUAUAUGUGCAGUGAUGAGAGUGAUGAUGUGAUGGGACAUCUGUUGGGGGAGGGUGACCAGCUCCAAUAAUUACAUCCUACUGUGAUACUUACAUACAGUGAUGAACAUGGGACUCGACCUGAAUGUUCACACCCGUCCAGAGCAUCAUGUUUCUGAUCUGCUGAACUUUUCAGAGUAAUAUGUCUACCUUAUUUACAGGGGGCACGGGUGGCCCAGUCGCCUAAGGCGCCGCGAUUCGCUGUGCAGAGUUGCAUCCCUUGGGUACGCCAGAAACCUAUGAUUGUGGGUUCGAAUCCCAGUUCAC
Molecule: messenger RNA, 2717 nt
Organism: Haliotis rufescens (red abalone)
Lineage: Eukaryota; Metazoa; Mollusca; Gastropoda; Lepetellida; Haliotidae
Exons: 13
Coding region: 192-2150 (652 amino acids)
Molecular function (GO): protein binding
Source: RefSeq, a predicted model, not a curated record